CUCAUAAUUUAUUGUUGCCCUUUUUUUCCCCAUUGAUACCAGCUAUAUAGGUUCCUUGGCAACUAUUCUUCACUAAAGGCAGACUUAUUAUUCAACCUCACUAAUGGUGGUCAAUUCCCUUGGUACAUUGUAAAAGUGUGACAACUCGUACUUAGAUGGGUGAUUCCAAACAUUAGAUCGACCCAAAGAAAAGAACAAGUUCAUUAUAACUAAGUGUGCUUCCAUCUGAGUUACUCAUCAAACGUCCAAAGUUGCUUCAUUUUAUACUUCGGCAUCAAGUGUUGGUUAACGCUGUGUGCUGUAACAGAACAUCAUCAUAUUAUAUGGAAGUUCCCGGUUCAAUGCCAGCUGCAAUCGACAUGAAUGAUUCAUUAGACAUCGAUGAAUCGUUGAUCCCGGUUAGGGAUUUUAAGCCCGCCAGUCAGAGCACCAUCUCCUUUGAUGGGAUGUUAUCGAACCCUCUACUUCUCCAGGAAGAUCUAAAGGAAGGGUGUGGAGGCCAGCUAUGGCCAGCGGGGAUGGUCCUGUCGAAGUACUUGCUACGCCAACAUCAAUCUAGCUUUCUCGGUAAAACAAUAGUUGAACUUGGAGCCGGCGGCGGUCUUGUUGGCCUUGCGCUUGCACGCAGAUGUCACCCUGAGGUGCCACGAAUUUACAUUACGGAUCAAGCUCCCAUGUUGCCCCUGAUGAAGACGAAUAUCAAGCUCAACAAUCUUUCUUCUACAGUCGAAGCUACAGUACUAAACUGGGGAGACUCCCUCCCAGACAGCAUCCCAAAGCAUCCCGCAAUUAUCCUCGCCGCUGACUGUGUUUACUUUGAGCCCGCCUUCCCGCUACUAAUCUCGACCUUGAAUGAUCUUCUUGGUCCAGACUCUAUCUGUUACUUCUGCUUUAAGAGGCGUAGAAGAGCAGACCUCCGUUUCAUGAAACAUGCAAGGAAGAUGUUUGAUGUGGAAGAAAUCCGGGAUGACCCUGAUGCGGAGACAUACCGGCGCGAGAACAUUUUCCUCUACCAGAUACGGUUGAAGUCGGACAAGAGGGCUGUCUAGGAAGGUCUAGCUACAAAUUAAAACUAAAACUACUAGGGAACGUUUUGUGUGAAUAUAUCGAAAUACGCUUAUCUUUGGUA
This is a messenger RNA of Aspergillus piperis CBS 112811, 1129 nucleotides long. RefSeq lists its product as uncharacterized. Bases 324 to 1049 code for a protein of 241 amino acids. NCBI's taxonomy places the organism in Eukaryota, Fungi, Ascomycota, Eurotiomycetes, Eurotiales, Aspergillaceae. The transcript is spliced from 3 exons. The record is from RefSeq and is a predicted model, not a curated record.